AUGGAAAACAGCAGAGGUGUUGCAGAUUCAAGACGUAAGAGAAGAGCUCUUGGUGCCAUCUUAACGAUGGCUAAGAAGAACUCGUUACCGGGCUGGAAAUCCGCGGCUAAUGUCGGUUAUGAAUUCAUGGAACGGUAUUAUUACGUGAUGCGUACAAUACCAGAGUACGCCAACGAAUUUUAUGAUGAAUACGGCGAGUUCCAAACGGUGUACGAAGACGGAUCGACCACCGUCGUCAAGACCCGGUUACAGGUAAAGCGUAUUUUGAUGCAGUUCAGGUUCCGGUCCGAUUAUAUAGUUAAAUCGAUUAUUUCGUUGCCCCGUGGGGGAUCGCCCGGCGGCCUGAUGGUUACCGUGAACGGCGUGCGGUUUACGCAAACUUUCGUCGUGGAGUACCGUCCAGAAAGGUUGUUGAGUUACGUCAUUGUGGCGUCUUUAACACAAUAUAUUUCUGAAGGACCCGCCACCUACCACCAGACUCCACUAACAACCUUCGCUAGUGAUGACAGCCAGGCUACUGGAUACAGUGGCGUUGAAAAAUGUGUCAACACGUCCAUCUUUAAAAAACGAGCUUAUUCGAUUUCCGAUAACAUUAAUUUAGAUUCCGACCACGCCGCAGAAGUCACAAAGGAAACAGUAAUAUCUUCUGAAAUUACGCCCAUUAAAGAACCCGAUACCACCUCUGCAAUCACGUCCAUCCCAGAAAAAACCGCUUCCGAGAAUAUAGAACCCAAACUCGACAUUGACAACAAGAAAGUUGUAAAAAAAAUAAUUAAUUUAGUUCUCUUUUCUGCUGCCUGUUGGGCUGCGUAUAAAUACUUGAAAAAAAUGCGCUCCAUCUGA
Molecule: messenger RNA, 843 nt
Organism: Cinara cedri
Lineage: Eukaryota; Metazoa; Arthropoda; Insecta; Hemiptera; Aphididae
Source: the annotation of a GenBank genome assembly